This is a messenger RNA of Brassica oleracea var. oleracea, 2228 nucleotides long. Its product is annotated as replication protein A 70 kDa DNA-binding subunit A. Gene Ontology annotation, molecular function: damaged DNA binding; single-stranded telomeric DNA binding. The transcript is spliced from 3 exons. NCBI's taxonomy places the organism in Eukaryota, Viridiplantae, Streptophyta, Magnoliopsida, Brassicales, Brassicaceae. Gene Ontology annotation, cellular component: nucleus; DNA replication factor A complex. The record is from RefSeq and is a predicted model, not a curated record. Bases 178 to 2073 code for a protein of 631 amino acids. Gene Ontology annotation, biological process: double-strand break repair via homologous recombination; nucleotide-excision repair; meiotic cell cycle.
UAAUGACACAAUCAUAGCCCUGAUCGAUAAACGCUUCCUAGUUUGCGCGACUCGCAAUAUCGUUCCCUCCCCACACAAUUCAGUUAAGGAAACAAAAGCUUACAGAGGAAUCUCUCACAAGUUACCACCAUCUUAAGGGUUUGGUUUAUACCUAGCCGGAUCUCGAAUAUUGUAAUCAUGCCGGUGACUUUGACUCCGAACGCCAUCGCGGCGAUUAACACAGGCGACGUCAAUCUGAAGCCGCUGUUACAGGUUUUAGAUAUCAGAUUGAUUGGGAAAACUCAGGAGAGAGGCCAGGAGAGGUACCGUUUGCUAAUCUCAGAUGGUGUCUCAGCUCAGCACGCUAUGCUCGCUGUUCAGCUCAACGAUCGGGUUAAGUCAGGACAGGUUGAGAAGGGAUCCAUUGUUCAGCUCAUCGAUUACAUUUGUAGCGACGUUAAAGGCCGCAGGCUUACUAUUGUGCUGAACAUGGAGACCAUAGUACCACAGUCUGAAACCAUUGGGAACCCAACAAUGUCUGCAGAAUCUAAUACAGAAUUCCAAAAGCCACUUCCAGGUCCAGGCAACAUACAUCCUCCGAGUAGGGUUGGUUCAAUUGAGCAGCAUUCAACUAAUAAAGUGCCUCCCAGGGGUGUAAACAAUACUCCAUCUGUUCAGCCUGCAUAUCAACCACCUCCAAGCUACAGAAAUCAUGGACCCAUAAUGAAGAACGAGGCUCCAGCUCGAAUCAUCCCUAUCGCUGCUCUCAAUCCAUAUCAAGGUCGGUGGGCUAUUAAGGCUAGAGUAACUGCAAAAGGAGAUAUCAGGCGUUAUAACAACGCAAAAGGAGACGGGAAAGUAUUCUCUUUUGAUCUGCUUGACUCUGAUGGAGGGGAGGUUCGUAUCACUUGCUUCAAUGCUGUUGUUGACCGAUUCUAUGAUGUUAUUGAGGUUGGUAAGGUGUAUUUGAUUUCAAAGGGAAGUUUGAAGCCUGCACAGAAAAACUUCAACCACUUAAAGAACGAAUGGGAAAUUUUCUUGGAGUCAGCAUCGACUGUGGAGCUUUGUCCCGAUGAAGAUGGCUCCAUACCAAGGCAGCAGUUCUCCUUCCGUCCUAUAGGCGACGUUGAGAAGGCUGAAAACAAUGCCAUACUCGAUAUCAUUGGGGUUGUGACUUCUGUGAACCCUUCUGUCCCAAUCCUGAGGAAGAACGGGAUGGAAACCCAUCGGAGAACCCUCAAUCUGAAGGAUGAUUCAGGAAAGGCCGUUGAGGUUACGCUAUGGGGAGAGUUCUGUAACCGAGAUGGUCGGGAACUUGAAGAGAUGGUUGGUUCAGCCUUUUACCCCGUUUUAGCAAUAAAAGCUGGAAAAGUAAGCGACUUCAGUGGUAAAUCAGUUGGGACAAUAUCGUCAACACAGCUCUUCAUAAAUCCAGAUUUUCCUGAAGCUCAGAAACUGAGGAACUGGUUCGAUCACGGUGGAAAAGAUACUGCAUCCUCCUCCAUUUCCAGAGACAAUAUGCCUGGAGGAGGUUCGAGGAACGAGAUACGAAAAGUUGUUUCCCAGAUCAAAGAGGAAGGUCUUGGAAGAUCAGACAAGCCUGACUGGUUCACAGUGAAAGCAACCAUAGCAUUCAUCAAAACUGAUAGCUUCUGCUACACAGCUUGUCCUUUGAUGAUUGGAGAUAAGCAAUGCAACAAGAAGGUGACACGGACUGGAACAAACAUGUGGCUCUGUGACCGGUGCAACCAAGAGUUUGAGGAAUGCGACUACAGAUACCUUCUUCAAGUGCAGAUUCAAGACCACACUGGGAUGGCUUGGGUAACGGCGUUCCAAGAAUCCGGUGAAGAAAUCAUGGGAUGUCCGGCUAAGCAGCUUUACACGUUGAAGCACGAAUCGCAGAAUGAUGAGGAAUUCGCAGUGAUUGUUAGAAACAGACUGUUUCAUCAGUACAUGUUAAAGUUGAAGAUCAAAGAGGAAACUUAUGGGGAGGAACACAGACUGAAGAUGACUGUGGUGAAGGUUGAUACGGUGAAUUACACAUCCGAGAGUAGAUACUUGCUCAACUUGCUCGUUGGGUCUCUACAGGUAUAAUCAGAGGGAUCUCAAAUUAUCUUAGAUUAUGGUGGUUAUCGAUAUGCUGUAUUCGAGCGUUAUGCUUUUCCGAAUCCCUUUUUUUUUUGGAUUCAUUGAGACUGCUAAGACAAAUUCAUGAAACGAGUUUUUUUAAAAGUUUUGAGCAUAGUACA